UGCAUUCUUAGACAUUUCAGCAAACUUUUACUCGUUUAACUUUAAAUAAAAUGAAGUGCUAAAAAUGGAUGUCACGUCUAUUUAAUCAAUGAUUUGUUCGCUUUACAUAUUGCUUGGUAAAGUCGUCUUGGUUGUGACCAUUUUUCUGCUCACCUAGGCAACCAAUAAAUUAAAUAUCAUAGCAACAAUAACAAGGCAGCGCAAAAUUCACAGCUGAUGCGGUCGAUGGCUUCAGUGUUUGGAAAUACUCAGCUGUUGGCAAUUUAUACACAAAAGACUGCAAACAGAUGACCCCGUGGGAGAGCGUAUAGUAUAGUGCACUAUAAUGACCCAUAUUAGCGCAUAUAAAUAGCAUGGGCUUAUCAAAAGAAACCUUUGUAGAAAAAUAAAAAUAAAAACAACAGACCGCAAUAUCGCGAAGGGAGUCGUUCAAGUGAAAACUGUGAUAUAGUCAAUACAUAUAACUAUAUAUUAAUAUUAGAGCAACUGUAAAUUAUUGGGAAAUGGCGCGCAUUAACAAACGCCUGUUGCCCAUCAAGGCGCAUUUUUUAUUUUUCAUGGCGGCUAUGGGUCCCAUUUUGCCUCAACUAUCUGUUUUAGGCAAACAGAUUGGUAUACCGCCAGAUGUCAUGGGCUACAUAACCGCUGUUCUUCCCAUAUUAUACGUAUUAGCUAAGCCGAUGAUUGGAUUUGUUGCUGACUACUUCAGUUCUAUGCGCAAAUAUAUAUUUAUGACAUUGAUUGUGAUUAUGACUUUGGCCUAUGGCGGCUUUUAUUUCCUACCAACCAAUACUCAUUUGAUACCUUUGGACAAUGGAAGUGAGCGGUGGCAGCUGAAGAUGCCAGAAGAGCAGCUGCAGCUCUGCAAAUUAGAGACCGAGAUCAUACCCAAUUCCUGCCAAACUGCUCGCCCUGCCCAGUGCGAACAGGAAAAUUAUAGUUUUCCAGCGCUUAUCGUGGCUGUGGACGCAUCGACUUCUCUCAAUCUCAGCCAGAAUUUGGUUCACGGAAACAGAAGCUAUCACAUGUGUUCCUUGCGUUCGCCACUGGCCGGGAAUUCGAGCAAUAAUUUGGCCAACUGUACGCUUUCUCAGUACGAUCAUUGUAUCUAUGGGAGCAGUUCAUUUUGGCUCUUCGUUGUAAUGCUCUUUAUCGGUACUAUUGGCUUUAAUGUGACCAAUAGCAUAUCGGAUGCUAUAUGUUUUGAUAUGCUGGGCGAGGCGGAGGAGAGUAAAUACGGAGCGCAGCGUGUGUGGGGCACCAUUGGAUUCGGAGCUACGGCACUGCUGGCAGGGAUUGUCGUCAAUCUUUGGACUGAAGAUGCUGUAAAGAGUUUUACGCCAGCCCUGAUCAUUAUGUUUCUGUUUAGUGCUCUAGAUUUAUUUAGCGUGUCCAAGUUAAAGCUACCAAAGUUGGGCAGUUCCGAGUCCAUACUCAAGGAUGUGUGGCAGUUGGUGCGACAGCCUCCAAUAGUGGUGUUCCUGAUUUUUGCCACCAUUGCCGGCAUCAUCGACUCGUUCAUAAUCUACUUUAUGUUCUGGCAUGUAGAGCAGGUGGCCGAUCAGACGGGCCAUAUGGAUCAGAUUAAGCUGAUUGAGGGACUAGUUGUGGCUGCCGAAUGCCUGGCCGGCGAGGUGCCCUUCUUUUUCUACAGCGGCAAGAUAAUUAAGAAGCUGGGCUAUGUGCAUUGCAUGAGCAUGUGCUUUUUCUUUUAUGCCGUGCGCCUAGCUCUGAUCUCUUGGAUACCAAAUCCUUGGUACUUGGUGGGAGUCGAACUAUUCUUCCAAGGCAUCACCUAUGCCCUGUGCUACACGUGCAUUGUGGCCUAUGCUUCGGCCGUGGCUCCGCCAGGAACGUCUGCCACAGUGCAGGGCCUUAUGGCAGGCAUGGACGAUGGCUUAGGCUUUUCCAUAGGCUCUCUAAUAGGUGGAAUUAUGAUUAAGCGAUUGGGUGGGCGAGCAAGCUUUAGGUAUUUCGCUAUAGCGGCUAUUUUAACAUGUAUCGCACACAUUCUGGUGCGUCCCACAUCGAGGAAGAAACAAUAUUUGCCCAGAAGUGGUUAUCAGCCGCCCACGGAGCAGGAGGCCCAGAAUCUGCCGAUAAAGGAGCAAGAGUUGCAGGAAUUGGACGCAAAGCCUUUGUAGAAAAGGAUAGUCCUCUAGAAAUGUGAAAAAUAAAGCUAAUAUGGCCAAAGAGCAAAGCCAAAAUUAAAUUUUUUAACCUAAUAAAACCUGUAAUGCGAAUCACAACAUUUACGAAAAUAUUCUGUGAAUAUUGUACAUUCUACUCGUAUAUUUGUGGGGCGUUGCUAUGGCUUGUAAUCUUUUUGUUAUUGUUUUAUAUUUUUAUAAAAAAAAGAAGAAUAAAACUUGCUUACAAGUUGAACGACA
Molecule: messenger RNA, 2390 nt
Organism: Scaptodrosophila lebanonensis
Lineage: Eukaryota; Metazoa; Arthropoda; Insecta; Diptera; Drosophilidae
Product: major facilitator superfamily domain-containing protein 6
Exons: 5
Coding region: 504-2144 (546 amino acids)
Cellular component (GO): membrane
Molecular function (GO): transmembrane transporter activity
Source: RefSeq, a predicted model, not a curated record